GAGAUGAGAGAGAGCGAAAGAUAGGGAAAGUGAGACAAAGAGAAGCCAAAAAAUUUUGAGUUCAAAAUUUGACACUCUUCUAUUCAAGUCCGAGAAAUUUUUUGUGAACUCCGUAAUUUCGACAUUAGUAACCUAUCUUUGAGCAAACAAAAGGAUAGUCGUCGAAAUCUCGCGUAAGUUAGUGCGGACACCGAAUCAAAAAGAAAGGGAGGGCGUGUGUGAAGGCUCCAAUUUCACGUCCGAUUGCUUUGGCUUUUACUCCUUUCUGCUAACCUACGCACUUCUUCUGCCAUAUGUGCAGCUCCCUCCAGGCUCCAGUAGAGGAGAGAGAGAAGAUCGCGAUAGCCUUUCAUUUUCAUCUCAUCUCAUCGCAUCUCAUCAUCACCACAUCUCUUUCACCGUGCCCCCCCUCUCUCUCUCUCUCUCUCUCUCUCCCCCCUUUCAUUAAACCACAAACGCCACCUAACCAUCUCUCCUUCUCUCUCUCUAAAAAGGUUUAGUCUACGCUCUCCUAGCUACCUAUGGCGGAGGGCUUCGAGCCCUACCAUGUCCCCCAACAAAGCAGAAGAGAUAAGCUCCGAGUCCAGUGCGCAGCACUAGACAACCACCACCACCACCACCACCCCCUCCAACAAGGGUGUGCAGGAUUACUCCCCCUCUACGACCCCUCCCUCCUGCUAUCCUGCGCCGCCCCUUGCUCACCCAUCAAGGAAGAAACCCACCUCAAUCUCAUCAGCCUCUACAACAUGGACCCACAAAACCCUAACAACAACAACCCAUUUCUAUUUGCCCCUCAAAACAUCGGUCUCUUCAGUAACAGCAACAGCGAGCCCUUGUCUCUAUCUCUCUCCUCGAACAAAACCCAUGAAGCAAGUCUUCCUCUGGAGCUGAAUCUGCAGAGGUACGAGGGUUCUGCCGUCUACGACGUGGUUGGAUCGGGUCCCAACGACCUGUUGUCAAGGAGCGCGGUGCCGCUGGGGCCGUUCACGGGGUACGCGUCGGUUCUGAAGGGGUCGAGGUUUUUGAAGCCUGCGCAGUUGUUGUUGGAGGAGGUUUGUGAUGUGGGUCGGGGGAGGUAUGUGGAAAACGUUACGCCGGAGUCGGGUUUGAUGGAUCCCACGGUGGAGAAUUUGGGUGGUGGUGAUGAGGCCGGUAGCGGUGGAGACAGCGGCGGCGGCGGGGAGCAGAUGAGGAAGAAGUCGAGGCUUAUUUCCAUGCUUGAUGAGGUUUACAGGAGGUACAAGUAUUACUAUCAACAGAUGCAGGCAGUUGUAGCAUCAUUUGAGUCUGUUGCUGGGCUCAGCAAUGCAGCUCCAUAUGCAAAUCUGGCUUUAAAAGCAAUGUCUAAACACUUUAGAAGCUUGAAGAACGCUAUCACUGACCAGCUGCAAUUCACAAGCAAAGCUCAAAACUACCGUAAAGAAGAAACUCAGAGGUUUGGAAACUCUGACAACAUCUAUAGCCAAAGAGCGGUUAACAGCUCGGGAAUUCAUGAUCAACCUGUCUGGCGUCCCCAAAGAGGACUCCCUGAGCGUGCCGUGAGUGUGCUCCGGUCAUGGUUGUUUGAACACUUCCUGCAUCCUUAUCCUACCGAUACGGACAAGUUAAUGUUAGCAAAACAGACCGGCCUCUCCCGAAACCAGGUUUCUAAUUGGUUCAUCAAUGCAAGGGUGAGACUUUGGAAGCCCAUGGUGGAAGAAAUACAUACGCUUGAAACACGCCAAUCAAAAAAAGCUUCUCAAAUGGAGGAACAAAAUGCUGAUAGGCCAACCCAUCAUUUGCCUACGGCCACCUCUAUCGCUGCUGAAAAUCCAUCGACAUCCACCAAGAGGACAAGAAACGAAUUUCUUGACAUGCCUUCGGGUAUUAACGGAGAUCCAAUGAGUUUAUCUUACGCAAAUUUGUCACACCAUCAACACAUGGGCGCUGGCACGAGCAAUGUAGUAGGAAGUGGGGGUGUCUCUUUAACACUAGGACUCCAUCAGAAUAAUGGUAUUGGCUUAUCAGAGCCCUUCCCUAUUCAUGCCGCUCGUCGUUUUGGUCUUGAUUCAAGCAGCAAUGCGUACGCUUUGGGUGGUUUUGAAGAUCAGAGUCGCCAUUUCGGAAGAGAUUAUAGUGGAGGGCAACUUUUGCAUGAUUUCGUCGGUUGAUGAGCGAUCUGUCUCUUUUAAGAAACUGUGUCGGGACAAAUCUAUGGGCAUGGGAUACUGAGUAAAAGGUUUCGAUUGGCCGGAUACUGUUAAGAUUCUGUUAAGAUAGUAUUUAUAUCCCUCGCAUUUAGUCGUAAAUAGAAUCGACACUUCGGGGUGUAUGUUUUAUUCAGCUUAGAUGUGUAUACAAGCGAAAAUGUUGUAUGGAAAAAUGCUUGAGGUUUACAUUUUGGUCAAUACCGUCGUACAACCAUUGGAUUUAUGAAUGAAAAAUGGGUCUAAAGUGUAACAUCUCACAUCGGGGAGUUACAAAAUCCUUGAGUGUAAUACUCCGUAUAAUGUAAGGACGAACAUUUACUGUUUAACUUGAGGUUAAUCGAGGAGUUACAUAAAGCAUCUAAAACA
Messenger RNA from Rhododendron vialii, 2555 nucleotides. Its product is annotated as BEL1-like homeodomain protein 9. The coding region runs from base 522 to 2150 and encodes 542 amino acids. The transcript has 4 exons. Gene Ontology annotation, biological process: regulation of transcription by RNA polymerase II. The record is from RefSeq and is a predicted model, not a curated record. Lineage: Eukaryota; Viridiplantae; Streptophyta; Magnoliopsida; Ericales; Ericaceae. Gene Ontology annotation, molecular function: RNA polymerase II cis-regulatory region sequence-specific DNA binding; DNA-binding transcription factor activity, RNA polymerase II-specific.